Molecule: messenger RNA, 885 nt
Organism: Symbiodinium sp. CCMP2592
Lineage: Eukaryota; Dinophyceae; Suessiales; Symbiodiniaceae
Source: the annotation of a GenBank genome assembly
AUGAAGGCGUCGUGGCAGGGCUGGCAAAGCCGAGACCAGAGUCAAUGGCAAGGUUGGUGGCGCGACUGGCAGCAGGAUGGCUCAGGCUGGCAAUGGCAGCACCAGAGUCAGACGGACAACUGGGGACGCCAAGAUGGGCAAGGAGGCUCCCAGGGUCAGAGUCACCAGCCGAGCCAGGCGGAUGGAGCGAAGGGUCAGAAAGGCCACGAUGGAAGCCAGCCUGGAAAAGGCAAAGGACCCAACCAGGGUCAGAACAAGGGUGGAAAAGGCAAGGGUCAGCCUCCUCAACAAGCAGCUGGACAAGCAGUGGCAGCCAAGGGUCAGGCUCAGGCUCCUCAACAAGCUGGCCAAGCAGCCAAGGGUCAGCCUCCUCAACAAGCUGGGCAAGCAGCCAAGGGUCAGCCUCCUCCACAGCAAGCAGCCAAGGGUCAGCCUCCACAGCAAGCUGGACAAGCAGGCAAGGGUCAGCUUCCUCCACAGCAAGCUCCUCCGGCCAAGGGUCAGCCUGGGAAAGCAGGCAAGGGGCAGACUGCCAAAGGCCAGAAAGGCAAAGCUUCCAAAGGAUCCAAGAGUCAGAGUCAGCCCCCAGUGCCAAGGCCGGAGCCCAGACGGGCGAGUGAGGAGGAUUUGAUGGAGGUUUUGACGGAGAUGGCCGGUGACCUCUCGCUGUCAGAGUCAGCGUUUUCCUCCCUGCGGUCUUUGCUGCAGUACGGCCGCGAUGGGCAUAUUCGCCUGACCCUCAUCAUGAUUCAGGCGGUGCAAGCCCAUCACGUGAACCCUGGGCAGCGCUUGGACAGCUGGGUUUUGUCGAGAGUCAGUGUCGACAGACAGAUUCUCGAUUCCCGGCGUCCCAGCCGAAAGGGUGGCAAAGGAAAACCCUCGUAG